AUGUCGAUACCGGAGGUCAUUAAUGCCUUCGCUGGCUGGAACAUUACAGUCACUCCGGAGCAACUGAAAAAUCCCUCACCGGAUUUCGUCGAGGGCCUCUAUUGCGCCUGUCUGCAGCAGGCCACUGAUUUGACCCACGAAUCCCUGAGAGAGCCAUCUCAAAUAGCUUUGAAUGCAUCCCAAGUUGACGAAAAGGACCUGUACGAGACUGCAUUAGCUAGCAACAUCCUACUAUAUCAUCUAACACGAUUCGCCAAAGCCGCAAGAGUCGAUGAUUUCAAUGCACAAGAUGUGUUCGCUCCUCAACAGACUCGAACUAUGAUCUUGUUAUCGGCUUUUAUCAACUUUAUCAGGUUCACCGAACAAUUUUGUGAUACAUUUUUAAAAGACUUGAGGGAUCGCUCGGAUGCCAUUAUCAUCCAGCGAAAUAAUGCUGCAGUUCAACUUCGUGAUAUUCAAGGGCAAUACGACGAACUAAGUGCUCGGAUAGCUAAGGACAAACCAAUGUGUGAAAAGUUGAAUGCAGAAAACACCACAUUAUCCAGCACUAUGCUCAUGACGAAGGACGCGCAGACUAAGGCAGUUAGGGACGUGGAGCAGUAUAGAGCAGACAGAAACGAGCUUAUUAAUCGAAAGGAAAUUCUCAACUCAGAAAUCAAGACACUCGAAGAUUCGAUCCAAAGAACGCGUUCGCGAAUUGUACAAUCUCCUGAAAGGAUUAAAAAGACUAUUUCAAUUAUGUCCAACACCGCAAUGGAAGAUAAAAAGACUGUGGCCAUGCAAGAAGCUAAGUCUCGCGAUCUACAGGCAAAGAUCAAUGCACUUCAUAACAUUGAAAAGGACGUUCGCGGCUGCAUUGAACAAAUCCAAAGCAUUGAACGAGAGGUCCAAUCCCUAGAACUUUCUCAAAAAGCUCUAGGUGAACUUCGAUAUCACUUGGAAGAAAAGGUCAUCGAAAGAAACGAACUUCGAUCUAGACAGGAGCGCGUCAACGAUCAACUUGCCAAUGCUAAUCUUAAACUGGAACGUGCUAAAAAGCACGCAGAAGAAAAGAAAACGUCAACUCAAAAGACCAUUGUGCGUCUACAGCAGGAAUACAGUCAGAUGGUUAUUGAAAGAAGAGAAAACGACAAACAAAUUGAAGAAGUUCGUGAUGAAGCAAAUCAGGUGGAGGCAUCCAUGCACAAACACUUGAAGCAAAGUGAAGUAGAACUAAAUGAGCUCCUUGCUGAAUAUUGGAGACUUCGCCAUGAAACUGACGUUUACAUGGAAACACUUGCUAAUAAAUUAAACAUGCGAGUCGUUUCAGAGUGA
Psilocybe cubensis is the source of this 1314-nucleotide messenger RNA. RefSeq lists its product as uncharacterized. Gene Ontology annotation, cellular component: Ndc80 complex; kinetochore. NCBI's taxonomy places the organism in Eukaryota, Fungi, Basidiomycota, Agaricomycetes, Agaricales, Agrocybaceae. The coding region runs from base 1 to 1314 and encodes 437 amino acids. The record is from RefSeq and is a predicted model, not a curated record. The transcript is spliced from 9 exons.